Messenger RNA from Mesoplodon densirostris (Blainville's beaked whale), 2919 nucleotides. It is a transcript of the gene EPHB1, whose product is annotated as EPH receptor B1. Gene Ontology annotation, biological process: cell surface receptor protein tyrosine kinase signaling pathway; axon guidance; protein phosphorylation. The transcript is spliced from 16 exons. The record is from RefSeq and is a predicted model, not a curated record. Gene Ontology annotation, molecular function: ATP binding; protein binding; transmembrane-ephrin receptor activity. Lineage: Eukaryota; Metazoa; Chordata; Mammalia; Artiodactyla; Ziphiidae. Gene Ontology annotation, cellular component: neuron projection; plasma membrane. Bases 1 to 2919 code for a protein of 972 amino acids.
AUGGCCUGGGAAGACCCCGGAGAAACUUUAAUGGACACCAGGACAGCUACUGCAGAGCUGGGCUGGACCGCCAAUCCCGCAUCAGGGUGGGAAGAAGUCAGUGGCUAUGAUGAAAACCUGAACACCAUCCGCACCUACCAGGUGUGCAAUGUCUUCGAGCCCAACCAGAACAACUGGCUGCUCACCACCUUCAUCCACCGGCGGGGGGCCCAUCGCAUCUACACGGAGAUGCGCUUCACUGUGAGGGACUGCAGCAGCCUCCCCAACGUUCCAGGCUCCUGCAAGGAGACCUUCAACUUGUACUACUAUGAGACGGACUCUGUCAUUGCCACCAAGAAGUCGGCCUUCUGGUCCGAAGCCCCUUACCUCAAAGUGGACACCAUUGCUGCAGAUGAGAGCUUCUCCCAGGUGGACUUCGGGGGAAGGUUGAUGAAGGUCAACACAGAAGUCAGGAGCUUUGGGCCUCUUACGCGGAAUGGUUUUUAUCUUGCUUUCCAGGAUUAUGGAGCCUGUAUGUCUCUCCUUUCUGUCCGUGUCUUCUUCAAAAAGUGUCCUAGCAUUGUGCAAAAUUUUGCAGUGUUCCCAGAGACCAUGACUGGGGCAGAAAGCACAUCUUUGGUGAUUGCUCGGGGCACCUGCAUCCCCAAUGCAGAGGAAGUGGACGUGCCCAUCAAACUCUACUGCAACGGGGACGGGGAGUGGAUGGUGCCCAUCGGGCGCUGCACCUGUAAGCCUGGCUAUGAGCCUGAGAACAGCGUGGCCUGCAAGGCCUGCCCUGCCGGGAUGUUCAAGGCCAGCCAGGAAGCUGAGGGCUGCUCCCACUGUCCCUCCAACAGCAGAUCCCCUUCAGAGGCAUCUCCCAUCUGCACCUGCCGGACUGGCUAUUACCGAGCGGAUUUUGACCCCCCAGAAGUGGCAUGCACUAGUGUGCCAUCAGGUCCCCGCAACGUCAUAUCCAUUGUCAAUGAGACAUCCAUCAUUCUGGAGUGGCACCCUCCUCGGGAGACGGGUGGGCGGGAUGAUGUCACCUACAACAUCAUCUGUAAGAAGUGCCGGGCAGACCGCCGGAGCUGCUCCCGCUGUGAUGACAACGUGGAGUUCGUGCCCAGGCAGCUGGGCCUGACUGAGUGCCGUGUCUCCAUCAGCAGCCUGUGGGCCCACACCCCCUACACCUUUGACAUCCAGGCCGUCAAUGGGGUCUCCAGCAAAAGUCCCUUCCCCCCACAGCACGUCUCCGUCAACAUCACCACAAACCAAGCUGCCCCUUCCACUGUCCCCAUCAUGCACCAGGUCAGUGCCACCAUGAGGAGCAUCACCUUGUCAUGGCCGCAGCCGGAGCAGCCCAAUGGCAUCAUCCUGGACUAUGAGAUCCGGUACUAUGAGAAGGAGCACAACGAGUUCAACUCCUCCAUGGCCAGGAGCCAGACCAACACCGCACGGAUCGAUGGCCUGCGGCCCGGCAUGGUGUACGUGGUCCAGGUGCGUGCCCGCACCGUGGCUGGCUAUGGCAAGUUCAGCGGCAAGAUGUGCUUCCAGACUCUGACAGAUGACGAUUACAAGUCUGAACUGCGUGAGCAGCUGCCCCUGAUCGCUGGCUCGGCGGCAGCCGGGGUCGUGUUCGUCGUGUCCUUGGUGGCCAUCUCCAUCGUCUGCAGCAGGAAACGGGCUUACAGCAAAGAAGCUGUGUACAGUGAUAAGCUCCAGCAUUACAGCACAGGCCGAGGCUCCCCAGGGAUGAAGAUCUACAUUGACCCCUUCACUUAUGAGGACCCCAACGAAGCUGUCCGGGAGUUUGCCAAGGAGAUUGAUGUCUCUUUUGUGAAAAUCGAAGAGGUCAUCGGAGCAGGAGAGUUUGGAGAGGUGUACAAGGGGCGUUUGAAACUUCCAGGCAAGAGGGAAAUCAAUGUGGCCAUCAAGACACUGAAGGCUGGGUACUCGGAGAAGCAGCGACGGGACUUUCUGAGCGAGGCGAGCAUCAUGGGCCAGUUCGACCAUCCCAACAUCAUUCGCCUGGAGGGCGUGGUCACCAAGAGCCGGCCGGUCAUGAUCAUCACGGAGUUCAUGGAGAAUGGCGCCUUGGAUUCUUUCCUCAGGCAAAAUGAUGGACAGUUCACGGUGAUCCAGCUGGUGGGGAUGCUGAGGGGCAUUGCUGCGGGCAUGAAGUACCUGGCCGAGAUGAACUACGUGCACCGGGAUCUGGCUGCGAGGAACAUUCUGGUCAACAGUAACCUGGUGUGCAAGGUGUCUGACUUUGGCCUUUCCCGCUACCUCCAGGACGACACCUCAGACCCCACCUACACCAGCUCCUUGGGAGGCAAGAUCCCCGUGAGAUGGACGGCUCCAGAGGCCAUCGCCUACCGCAAGUUCACGUCUGCCAGCGACGUCUGGAGCUACGGGAUUGUCAUGUGGGAAGUCAUGUCGUUUGGAGAGAGACCCUAUUGGGAUAUGUCCAACCAAGACGUCAUCAAUGCCAUUGAGCAGGACUACCGGCUGCCCCCACCUAUGGACUGCCCAGCUGCUCUACACCAGCUCAUGCUGGACUGUUGGCAAAAGGACCGUAACAGCCGGCCCCGAUUUGCAGAGAUUGUCAACACCCUGGACAAGAUGAUCCGGAACCCAGCAAGUCUCAAGACUUUGGCAACCAUCACCGCCGUGCCUUCCCAGCCCCUGCUCGACCGUUCCAUCCCAGACUUCACUGCCUUUACCACCGUGGAUGACUGGCUCAGUGCCAUCAAAAUGGUCCAGUACAGGGACAGCUUCCUCACUGCUGGCUUCACCUCCCUCCAGCUGGUCACCCAGAUGACGUCGGAAGACCUCCUGAGAAUAGGAGUCACCUUGGCAGGUCAUCAGAAGAAGAUCCUGAACAGCAUUCUGUCUAUGAGGGUCCAGAUGAGUCAAUCACCAACGGCAAUGGCAUGA